Molecule: messenger RNA, 1416 nt
Organism: Alternaria incomplexa
Lineage: Eukaryota; Fungi; Ascomycota; Dothideomycetes; Pleosporales; Pleosporaceae
Exons: 1
Coding region: 1-1416 (471 amino acids)
Source: RefSeq, a predicted model, not a curated record
AUGUCUUCCACCGAAGGCGACCCUAAACCGCCAGUCAAAUCCGCGCACGCAGCACCAGAAGGAGAAGAGCUGAAGCAAUGGAACACUUCAGUCCUCGCCAUGAUCGACAAGCGUAUCGACCUCUACCCACGACCGCUUCCAUACAACCGAAGAGUAAGGGCCACUCGCGCGGUGGUUUUACUACUCGGCAGGAUCAGGCAACUCUGGAGGAACCUGCUUCGUACCUGGCGUAGCAAAUUUGCGUUGGCAUCUUGGUUCGUGGAUGUAGAACAAGACCAGCGCCCAAUAUUCCUGGAUCCAGAUCGCAUCGUCACUGCAAUCGAGAAGGCGGGCCAUGUCCCUGAACUCGUUGAGAACAUCAUUCGCUUCGCCGAUACAGAGACCCAGAUGCACGCUGCCUGGAACGUUUCAACUCUCUGGAGACAUACCGUCGCGCAUAUUAUGACCACUCCAAACUCAUUUCGUCCAUCACUUCCAUACGAAGUUGUGGAGCGUGGCAGUACGCAGAAUCUGGAUGCGAUCGGUGGUCUUCCCGAGCCUAGUGACGAGGAUUUCCAGAAAUUUGAGCAAGAGAUGCUGCUCUUACGUGAGUUCCAGGCAUCAAGAGACGCUGAUGUCGCCGCACGAGAUUACUCAUGGUCCGGGAUAUAUCGACCUUACUGGCCGGCUCGCAUUUACUCGUCGAAGGCUCUACCUGAUCAUCUCAAGACCUUGUACCAUUUGGUCAGCAUUCGCUAUUCGUUGGACUCAAAAACAAAUGGGUGGCGCGACUUCACACAGUUCAAGAUGAACCCUUACUUCCAAACUGUGUUCGUACGGCAGUUAACGGAGUCUGUCGGAGUGUAUGAGUUCAAAUUUCAGCCAUUGGACCGAAUCGAGAACCUCGUCUUUGGAACCACCCCUUACCUAGGAGCCUUUCGUGGACUAGUUGGCCCUAUGCAGUUGAUACAGCCGCCCUGCAAAGCGAUAGAGCUGCGUGUCCAAGUACCAUUUCAGCAUCCGGAUACUACUAGGGAUUUCGGAUUUCCAUUAUCUACCUAUGAUUCGAUGGGCACUAUUGUACACGUACUGAACUCAAGCGGCAUAACGUGCGAACAGCUAUGCAAAGCGCUCGAGGAAUGUGCCGAGAUGGUGCUGUGGCAUUGGCGAAUCUGCGCGGAUCAGUUCCGAGAGAACGUCCUCGGGUUAGAACACUACACGAAUGGCAUAUGGACUUUGCGCGGAAGACCAACGAUAUACAUUGUAUUGAGCGACAUUCGCCCUCGCACGUUGAACGUACCUUCCAGUACCAUCAACGUACCUUCUAUUAUCGACCGCCAGCUGGAAUGGAUCCCGAAGGAGUUGGUUCGGACGAUAGAGCACGUGGAAAUUCGUGAUGGAAGGCUUCGGCGAUACCCCGCUGAUCUAAAGAGUUGA